Acanthopagrus latus (yellowfin seabream) is the source of this 3266-nucleotide messenger RNA. It is a transcript of the gene ice2, whose product is annotated as interactor of little elongator complex ELL subunit 2. Gene Ontology annotation, biological process: snRNA transcription by RNA polymerase II; snRNA transcription by RNA polymerase III; positive regulation of transcription by RNA polymerase III. The record is from RefSeq and is a predicted model, not a curated record. NCBI's taxonomy places the organism in Eukaryota, Metazoa, Chordata, Actinopteri, Spariformes, Sparidae. Bases 12 to 2975 code for a protein of 987 amino acids. Gene Ontology annotation, cellular component: transcription elongation factor complex. The transcript has 15 exons.
CAAGGCCUUUAAUGUCAACAUCAUUUCAACAGACGAAGAAUGUCGCCUGUCAAACGUUUGUUAGCGAGCUAAUGCUAACUCAGUUAUUUACAGUCACAGGGGUUUCUGUCAUUCCUGCGGAGCGCUUGGUACUGGCCACAAUGGAGCUGGUUUGGGAGGACCCUCCAGUCCCUGAUGGUCCUUUCUUCACCAGAGAUCUCUACGACAAAUAUUCUCUUGCACCAAAUAUCAGAGAACUGUGGGCCUUUCUACAAAGUCCUGCAGAGAAUGCCAACAUAAAACAGGGGCAUGAAGUUGGGGCUGCAAAAACCUCCUGCUCUCCCUCCACAGAAGGAGCCGGCGAGUUUAAAGACAGCAGUUGCAUCAGCAGCAAAGGGUCCCAGUGGGACAGCUGUGAUAGUGAGGAUCCGUGCACAGACAAUCCUGCAGAAGGCUCAGAAGAAUGUAAGGGUGCCAAAAAAUCAAGAGUAAAGCUAAAGCAGGAUGAGAAUGAGGCGGAUGCUGCCUAUCCUGAACCCAGACUGCCCUACCCCUGUUUGUCGACCCUGUCCAGCAAAGAGCAAAAGAUGUAUCUUGAUAUUUUGAUGAGUAAAAACAGAAACCAUCCCUCACAGAGUUUAAAGGUGCGAGUAGACAGUGAAGUGAUGCAGUUCAUGAGGUACCUGCAAGAUGUGGCCAGAAUAUGCGCUGACGACUACAACUUCAUAUCACAGGGAGCUAUGCAAUAUUCAGAGGAUUUCUUCAGGAGCUGUUUGGGGUGCAUUCAGACACUUCCGCAGCUCUACCAGAUCCAUGAGAUGACUAGUUUGACAGGGGGAACAUUCGACACAGGACUGACUUUGACCUUUGAGAAACAGCUUCUAAUCAUGGGCAAUGUGGAUAUUACAGACCACAAGAUAGUGCCUGCUGACGCACAGCUUGCAUCGGAUUAUCAGAGUGUUUCAUCAGAGAAUCCUCCAGCUAAAAAAGCUAAGGACAUGCACGCUACAAUCAGCAGUGACGGUAAUGCAGAGAAGCUGUGCGCUCGUUAUGAGCCUCACGUGUGUCUGACUCGAGAUGCUCUGUUCAGGCUGCUGAACAACCACGGCCCUGACUUUGCAGAGCAAUGGGAAGUGCCUGUCUGGGUCAAAGCAAGGCCAGGAAAAGGCAGUGGUCAGAAGAAGACUGUUUAUAUUGAUUCACCUCUGCUGAAGACUGAGAUGACAGUGAGAGAGAGGAGCCACAUCUACCAUGAGGAGAGUUUGAAGCUUUCCAUCAAGAAGAAUGGAAGUAAAAAUGUGUUCCAUGUAAUGACAGAGCUUCCUGCCAAUGAGAAGCGAAUCUCACCGGAGAGCUCUCAAAGAAACGUUGUUUCUUUUGAAGACACCAGUUUUGACUUUGAGGUGGACCUCACUGACCUCGAGACAUUUGGUGAGACAGCGGCCAUUAAAACCCCCAAGACGCAGAAGCUCCAGGAGAAGCAGGCUGAAUGUGUUGAAAGUAAAAAAGAAAAAAGUUCCCCACGUUUAAGAAACACUAAAAGCUGUUCACAAGAAGAGACAGCCACCUCAGUGGCAGAUUUGGAUGAGCCCAUGACAGAGGAGACAACACAGCCGGUUCAGAGUGAGACCAUUGUGCAAAAAACAGAACAAAGGAGACAGGACUCUGCUCAGGAAAGUGAAGAAGACGUUGCUGUUACAGGAGACUCAGAUGACGAGAAGCUGGUCAUUGAUGACUCUUUGUCUCCAGCUGUAACACCUAAACGACCUACAACCAGAUCGUGCUCUGCAAACUCCUCACUUUCCCCUGUUACUGAAUCUGUGCCUGUAACUUCAGAGUCAUUGUCCCCUCAAAAUGUUGCCAGGAUGAGGCGACAAAGCAAAAAAGCAAAGGUGUCUGGAGACCAGCUGAGUGAGAUCCUGCGCAUGCAGACAGCCAUGUUCAAUCCUGCCAGUGACACAGCCAAAUCCUCAACCAUAUCUGAGGAGAGCACCUCAUCCACCCAGUGUACGGGACCCUCGGUUCAAUCCCACUCAAUUUCCCUGGUUAAGCCCUGUGUGUCCUCAUACUUGGAGAGAAACCACAACCAGGAUGGGAAGACCUGUGCUGCUCCUCUCGAAUCUGCAGCAGUGGCCAAGACUUCUCCAGAGCACAAAAAAAUACUGUCACAAGAUCUGCAGGCUGGUACAGAAGAUGAACAAGAUUACGAGGCUCCAGAGGAAGGCAACCUGCUCUACAAGCUCUAUAGUCUGCAAGAUUUGCUGCUCAUGGUGCGCAGCUCUGUGUCACUGACCCAUAGCAGAAAAGUAGCCAGCAGCAGCCAAAACCAGUUUGUGCCAGUGCACGUCUUACCCAAACUGGAGUACCAACUGAGUUAUGGCGUUGAGUGUCUAAGCAGCAGCGAGGCUUGCCAGCUGUGGACUGAGACAUUGCUCCACUCCAGCACUGUAUCAUACACAGCUCACAUCAAUGCGCACACAUCAAAAGUAGCUCUGCUGAGAAAGCUGCCUGACGACUGGAGACAGAACAUCUCCUGUGAGUUCAAGCCGUCCAAGUCACUGAAUAUACUGCACCACCUACUGAAAAAGCUGACUGGGUUAGAGGAAGGACAGUACCUGAUUACGCACAAGGCAGCGGAACCAUUUGUGACCCUAUUAAAAGCAGCUAAUGGGAAAGGGAGUCGGGGGGCUUACAACCUGCAGCAGGUCCACAGCUCUGUCCCACGGCCCCCAGCUUCGGGCCUCGUGCCCUGGAUACCUGUUGAUCCAGAUGUGGUCCUGCCCUUCCACCAGAGACACGGCCGCGUCCCCUGCACCUUCCCACUAAAACCCUUCGCAAAGACGGCAACAGACGGGUCACCUCAGUCCAAAAACCAAAGAGCGGGGCCGCACAACAACAACAACGCAGGAGGCAAGAAGAAGAAGAAAAAGAAGAAAAAUAACCGUGCAGCUAAGCGUAACAAUUAUAUCAAGAAGCUGAUUCAGAAGUCCAUUUGAAAUCAUACGUCAAAGGAUUUGAUAUAAUGUCUUUCAUAUAAUUUCUUAUCAUAGAUUAGGUGAGUCAGAAGAGGAGCUGGAUCAGUACUGCAAAGGAAAGUGAAGGAAAGUGAAGCACUGAUAAAGUCUACGAUUCCACAAUGGAAAUAUAUUGUGACCUUAAAUAUGAAUGUUAAUGUUGAAGCACUUUUACAGUAUAGAAUCUAUACGUUUAUGGUUUUAUUUUGUUCAGAAACAUUUUUGUAUAUUUGUGUGUAAAUAAAUCAGCAAUAAACUUUGUUUAAAUAUCCA